This is a messenger RNA of Pochonia chlamydosporia 170, 1158 nucleotides long. RefSeq names its product SET domain-containing protein. Gene Ontology annotation, molecular function: protein-lysine N-methyltransferase activity; protein binding. NCBI's taxonomy places the organism in Eukaryota, Fungi, Ascomycota, Sordariomycetes, Hypocreales, Clavicipitaceae. The coding region runs from base 1 to 1158 and encodes 385 amino acids. The transcript is spliced from 2 exons. The record is from RefSeq and is a predicted model, not a curated record. Gene Ontology annotation, biological process: peptidyl-lysine monomethylation.
AUGACCCAGUUACCGGCUAAAGAGCAAUCCCAACAUGCAGCCAUGGAUAUGGCUGAGAGUCUGGUUCGCUGGGCGGCCGGCGAAGGAGUGAAACUUGAUGGCAUUGAACCCAAGGAGACGGCAGAGCAUGGCUUUGGAAUGGUGGCAAUCCGCAAGCUACAGGAAGGAGACGUUAUUAUGACUGUGCCUAUCAAAACUAUCCGGAGUUUAAGUACUGUCUCCAAGACAAUUAGUUCCAAGCUGCCUCAGGACGCAUCUAUACAUGGCCUCCUAGCGGCAGAUCUUUUAUUUAAUCCUCCCAAGGCGACGCACUGGGGCAAACUGGUACCAAAGCUAGCAGAUUUCCAAGAACAGGUGCCAUACUUCUGGUCAAAAAGUCUACAGGAACUACUUCCCGUAGAAGCCAAAACCCUCUUAGCAAAGCAACAAGCCACGUUUCGCCGAGAUUGGGAACAGUUCAAGAUCGGCUUUCCGGAUACAAAUAUGCAGGAUUAUUUAUAUGCUUGGUUCCUCGUUAGUACGAGGGCCUUCUACUACGAGACUCCUCAGACUCUACCGUACCCUUGGCAUGAUCGAUUAGCUUUGCUACCGGUGGCAGACUUGUUCAACCACGCGGCCACUGGAUGUUCCGUAUCCUAUUCGCUCUCCGGAAGCUACACCAUAACUGCAGAUCGCGAGUACGUGGAAGGCGAAGAGGUCUGCACCUCAUAUGGACGUCAUUCCAACGAUUUCCUGCUUGCGGAGUACGGGUUUGUGCUGCCAGAUAAUUCAGCCGACCUUGUAUCCUUGGAUGAUGUGAUACCCCCUAAGCUCAGCGGCGAACAGAAGGCUUCACUGGAUGGAAAGGGGGUGCUGGGUAAUUUUAUGCUAUCUGCUGACUCAAAACCAUGCGACAGGACCAAGGCAGCAUUGCAUCAGCUGCUUAAUGGCGCGGCAACGGAAUCUGAUGGGGGCCUAGAUUCGCAAAACACCCCGUCGGGUACUGAUGCAUUGCUGUCAUCGCUGCUUGCAGAGCUGCUAAAUCGAAUCAAAAGCACAAGAAGAGCUAUAUCGACUUCUGGUGCCGGUACCGCUUCCCAACGAGCAGUCCUUGUGCAACGGUGGGAUCAAAUUGAAGCGAUUUUGAAGCAGUCGAUUGAAGUGUUAGAUAGAUCAUGA